This is a messenger RNA of Entelurus aequoreus (snake pipefish), 4847 nucleotides long. Its product is annotated as complement C1q tumor necrosis factor-related protein 2-like. The transcript is spliced from 2 exons. The record is from RefSeq and is a predicted model, not a curated record. NCBI's taxonomy places the organism in Eukaryota, Metazoa, Chordata, Actinopteri, Syngnathiformes, Syngnathidae. The coding region runs from base 2103 to 2855 and encodes 250 amino acids. Gene Ontology annotation, molecular function: protein binding.
GCCAUUUUUGAAAACAUUUCUUGUAUAUUAAAUAUUACACAUUGAUCAAUCAAUCAAUCAAUCAAUCAAUGUUUAUUUAUAUAGCCCUAAAUCACAAGUGUCUCAAAGGGCUGCACAAGCCACAACGACAUCCUCGGUACAGAGCCCACAUACGGGCAAGGAAAAACUCACCCCAGUGGGACGUCGAUGUGAAUGACUAUGAGAAACCUUCAACUGGAAACACCAUUAAUGAAAAGAAGUGAUGAGUAAAUGACACACUCACUAGCUGAUACUGUGUUGGUGUUUCGUAAAGGUCAUCCGCCAUCUGCUCGAUUAAAAAAAAGGGACCUGCAAAAAAAAUUAAUAAUUUGCAAAUAUGAUUGUUGUUUUUUUCUAAAUAAAAAGAUGUGCAGAAAGGAAUACUAACUGCACAAUUUUGGUCAAUUAGCCAAAUAAUAAACAAGAAAAGAAGAACAUUUAACUUAUGUGGCGCUGUAAGAUUAAAAUUAUCGCACACUUUUGAAUUUUUCCUUUUCCUCGGUGCCAUUUAUUGCUUUUUUUUUUUUUUUUUUUUCAUAGUUCCAUUUACACUACCGUUCAAAAGUUUGGGGUCACCCAAACAAUUUUGUGGAAUAGCCUUCAUUUCUAAGAACAAGAAUAGACUGUUGAGUUUCAGAUGAAAGUUCUCUUUUUCUGGCCAUUUUGAGCGUUUAAUUGACCCCACAAAUGUGAUGCUCCAGAAACUCAGUCUGCUCAAAGGAAGGUCCGUUUUGUAGCUUCUGUAACGAGCUAAACUGUUUUCAGAUGUGUGAACAUGAUUGCACAAGGGUUUCCUAAUCAUCAAUUAGCCUUCUGAGCCAAUGAGCAAACACAUUGUACCAUUAGAACACUGGAGUGAUAGUUGCUGGAAAUGGGCCUCUAUACACCUAUGUAGAUAUUGCACCAAAAAGCAGACAUUUGCAGCUAAAAUAGUCAUUUACCACAUUAGCAAUGUAUAGAGUGUAUUUCUUUAAAGUUAAGACUAGUUUAAAGUUAUCUUCAUUGAAAAGUACAGUGCUUUUCCUUCAAAAAUAAGGACAUUUCAAUGUGACCCCAAACUUUUGAACGGUAGUGUAUAUCGAUGAUGGUAGUGAAAACCGAUGUCAUACGUAGCUUGUACGUCACUCCAGAAGACUAAUUUAGUGGGAUCUGCCACUCAUGAUUGAGUGAUGAUCAUCAUGAUGAGGCACUUUCUGAUAACACAGUCUCGCGCCUCACGGUUUAUUACAAUUGAUAUGCAUAUGAUUCUUCUUUAGUGCAAAAUGUUGGCAAUUAUGCCACAUUUUCUGGAAAUAAACAGUCAAACAAUACUUGGAUAUCACACAAUUGUCGUGCUAAAAAAUCUUGAGUCCUCACACACUUGCUUUUGCUUGAUGGCAAAGUGUGAUGACAACCAUAGAACCAGGACUUGAACACAGUGUGACAUUAAAAAGCGCCGGGAUACUUAGUGCAAUAUGCAACAAUUACAGACGAGUACCUCUAAAAGGCCACUAGGUGACAGUAUUCUCUUGUUUUUGUGUCAGGGUCUACCGUACUUACCUUUUUACAUGUUAAAAGUUGGUUUAUAAUGACAUGUUGCAUUCUUUUCUAUGCGAGUUAACCAGCAUCACGACCCUGCAUAUGGGAUUAAUAAAAAGAAAAAGGUGCUACAUGCAACAUUUUCCCCUUUCACAAAGAAUGGUAGACUGGGAGGAAAUCAUGAAGAAGUAUUUCCAGAUAAAGAUGAUCAGCACUAGCAUAGACUGUUAAAGUUCAUGCUUUUUACUUCAUAUUUCCUCAACAAUUUCUGUUCCCAGGGUUUGCAGUCCAACGUGAAUGCACUGGUGACCGAACACAGCCAUGACUCCCAACAGCUGGACCGUGUCUCAGAGUGACAAACACAUCUGGAAUCCUUUCCUGUCUAAUCUUUAAUACGCACAUGCAGACAUGUCGAUUUUGCGAUCGACGCCCCCUAAAAUCAUGUAUUUGUACAUGCAGCAUCACUGCUUCCGUUUCUGUGCAAAACUGUUGCACUUACUUGAAUUUUAUGACAUCAUGGUGAAAACAUUUUUUUUUUUUUGGUGCAGAGUAACUGGGCGGAUGUUAUGGACAGCGAGUUGCACGGUUCCUUGCGGCGCUUCUCCGACAGAUUUGCCUGGAAGAAAGGUCAUGAAGGAACGCUUGCUAUCUUGUGUAGAAGACUGACUUUGACUCUGCCAGAAGAGCCAGUCAUCAUUUUCAGGCGGCUUGGAAAUCCAGGUAAACCCGGAAUGAAAGGCCGCGAGGGCCUCAUUGGCAAGGCCGGACCUCGAGGACAUAAGGGUCAACGGGGGUCACCAGGGCUGGCAGGAAAAAGAGGCCAGAAAGGAAAUGGUGGGGACGCAGGACCGAGGGGAGAACCAGGAGGCUGCGAUUGUGGCAGCGGCGCCCGCUCGGCUUUCUCCGUGGCCGUGUCGAAGAGCUACCCUAAGGAGCGCAUGCCCAUUCCCUUCAGCCGCAUCUUGCUCAACGAGGGCAAUCACUACAACGCCAGCAGCGGAAAGUUUGUCUGUGCCAUCCCUGGAAUCUAUUACUUCACCUAUGACAUUACCGUGGCCAACAGGCACUUAGCCAUCGGGCUGGUCCACAACGGACAGUACAAGAUUAAGACAUUUGACGCGAAUACAGGCAACCACGACGUGGCAUCAGGGUCUACUGUUCUCCACCUGCAGCAUCUGGACCAGGUCUGGCUGCAGAUCUUUUACUCAGACCAGAACGGACUUUUCUUUGACCCCUUCUGGACUGACAGCACCUUUACAGGCUUUCUCAUCUAUGCUGAUCAGGCUGCUGCAACACCUAGUGUACAAGGUGCCUCCUAACACUCUCAUUCACCCAGUUCUGACACCAGAUGGCGCUAAAAACUAACGAAUAAUGAUAAUACAGAUUUAAAGGCCUACUGAAAGCCACUACUACCGACCACGCAGUCUGAUAGUUUAUAUAUCAAUGAUGAAAUCUUAACAUUGCAACACAUGCCAAUACGGCCGGGUUAACUUAUAAAGUGACAUUUUAAAUUUCCCGCUAAACUUCCGUUUGAAAACGUUUAUGUAUGAUGACGUUUGCGCGUGACGUCAAUCGUUGAAACGGAAGUAAUCCAAUACAAAAAGCUCUGUUUUCAUCUCAAAAUUCCACAGUAUUCUGGACAUCUGUGUUGGUGAAUCUUUUGCAAUUUGUUUAAUGAACAAUGAAGACUGCUAAGAAGAAAGUUGUAGGUGGGAUCGGUGUAUUAGCGGCGGACUACAGCAACACAACCAGGAGGACUUGUGAGCCGCCGACCUCACCUUGACUUCCUCCGUCUGCGGGUCGCCGACCGCAUCUGUGAUCGGGUGAAGUCUUUCUUCGCUCCGUCGAUCGCUGGAACGCAGGUGAGCACGGGUGUUGAUGAGCAGAUGAGUGCUGGCUGGCGUAGGUGGAUAGCUAAUGUUUUUAGCAUAGCUCUGUGAGGUCCCGUUGCUAAGUUAGCUUCAAUGGCCUCGUUAGCAACAGCAUUGUUAAGCUUCGCCAGGCUGGAAAGCAUUAACCGUGUAGUUACAUGUCCAUGGUUUAAUAGUAUUGUUGAUCUUCUGUCUAUCCUUCCAGUCAGGGGUUUAUUUCUUUUGUUUCUAUCUGCAUUUAAGCCCGAUGCCAUCACGUUAGCUCCGUAGCUAAAGAGCUUCACGGAUGUAUUGUCGUGGAGAUAAAAGUCACUGUGAAUGUCCAUUUCGCGUUCUCGACUCUCAUUUUCAAGAGGAUAUAGUAUCCCAGGUGGUUUAAAAUACAAAUCCGUGACCCACAAUAGAAAAAGGAGAGAGUGUGGAAUCCAAUGAACCCUUGUACCUAAGUUACGGUCAGAGCGAAAAAAGAUACGUCCUGCACUGCACGCUAGUCCUUCACUUUCACGUUCCUCAUCCACAAAUCUUUCAUCCUCGCUCAAAUUAAUGGGGUAAUCGUCGCUUUCUCGGUCCGAAUCUCUCUCGCUGCAUUGAAAACAAUAGGAAAAUGUGAGCAGCCCUUCCUCCUGUGACGUCACGCUACUUCCGGUAGGGGCAAGGCUUUUUUUAAUCAGAGACCAAAAGUUGCGAACUUUAUCGUCGUUGUUCUCUACUAAAUCCUUUCAGCAAAAAUAUGGCAAUAUCGCGAAAUGAUCAAGUAUGACACAUAGAAUGGAUCUGCUAUCCCCGUUUAAAUAAAAACAUUUCAUUUCAGUAGGCCUUUAAGGAGGUCAUGUGCUCCCAUUUUAACUAAAUCUUGGAAGUUUAUAUCAUAUAUUGCCUGUGAAAAGUAGUCGACACCCUUGGUUAAAUUCAGCCUUUAAUUGUGUUUAUAAAUUAAAUAAUGGUAAUUUGGCUUUUUUUUUUUAGAGAUUCUCUAUUCCGCCCUUAAAACCCAAUUAAAAAACACCCAAAAAGCGCCAACAUUAUACCUCAUUUACAUUUUGUGACUUGAAUAUUAAUCAAGUAUUAGUGAUAUUGUUAUUAUAAGUGCUAACGCAGACAAAUUAUUGUGUGUGUGUGCUUAUGUUUACAUCAUCGAGUGGUCUGCUGUUUCAUCGCUUCCCUGCUCCAGGAAGUUUAUUGUAGAUCAUAAAUCAUGCCUCUCACCUGGAUAGUAGCAAGACUUGACAAGAAUGAUUUUUACAAAUUUUUGACGGGUAAUUAAAACAUGUAUAAAGUAAAAGUAAACGACUGCAUAAGUAGUCACCUCCUUCAGGUCACAUUUUGAAGAAGGUUUCUAAAUGAAGCUUUAAAAUGCAAACAAACAGGCUGUUCAUCAGCUAGUCAAAGUUUAAGAUCACAGCUAAAACAAGAACUAAAUAACAAAUAAAAAUGUCAAAA